Messenger RNA from Aureobasidium namibiae CBS 147.97, 465 nucleotides. Its product is annotated as DUF336-domain-containing protein. NCBI's taxonomy places the organism in Eukaryota, Fungi, Ascomycota, Dothideomycetes, Dothideales, Saccotheciaceae. The transcript is spliced from 2 exons. Bases 1 to 465 code for a protein of 154 amino acids. The record is from RefSeq and is a predicted model, not a curated record.
AUGUCAGACUCGGCAACACGAUCGCUGCCCGUACUCAGUCUGCGGGCAGCCGAGAUAGCUUCGGCAGCUGCUCAGAAAAAGGCUCGGGAGAUAGGCAUUGACUUCAACAUCGCAAUCGUAGACUCCACUCUCCACCUCUUGCACUUCAUCCGCCAACCCACCGCAAAACUGACUUCCAUCUCCAUCGCCAUGGACAAGGCUUUUACGGCUGCAGGCCACAAGCAACCCACCUCUGCCUACAAGUCUCCGAAUUUCUUGCCUGGGGGUCCGGCUUAUGGUAUUCAUAACUCCAAUGGUGGUAGGUUUAUGCUUAUUGGGGGUGGUGUGCCGAUUAAGCUUGAUGGGGUUGUGGUGGGUGCUGUGGGUGUUAGUACGGGGACGCCGGCGCAGGACGAGGAGGUUGCGACUGCUGGGGUGAAGGCGGUGGAGGAGUGGGUGAAGAAGAGGCAGGGGGCGAAGUUGUAG